GUCUAUCGGGCGGCCUACCCGACUCUCUAAGCAGCAUGUCGAAUCUGCAGAAUUUGAAUUUGGCGCACAAUAAUUUCAACGGCUCUAUUCCAUCGUCGUGGGGUCAACUUUCCAACCUUAAACAUUUGGUUGUGAGAGGAAACCACUUAAGCGGAUCUAUACCCGAAUCACUAGUAAACGUAACUGGCCUAAUCGAAUUGGACCUUUCGUCCAAUGAUUUCACCGGGAAAAUUCCUCAACAACUGUUCUCGAUACCGACUUUCAACUUUACGGCGACUCAUCUGACGUGCGACAACAAUUUAAAGCAGCCCUGUAUUUCAAGCUCCUCUGUUCCAGGUUUGCUUAUAGAUUACUAAUA
Messenger RNA from Erythranthe guttata (spotted monkey flower), 358 nucleotides. The record is from RefSeq and is a predicted model, not a curated record. NCBI's taxonomy places the organism in Eukaryota, Viridiplantae, Streptophyta, Magnoliopsida, Lamiales, Phrymaceae.